This is a messenger RNA of Morone saxatilis (striped sea-bass), 6584 nucleotides long. It is a transcript of the gene tet1, whose product is annotated as tet methylcytosine dioxygenase 1. Gene Ontology annotation, biological process: positive regulation of transcription by RNA polymerase II; oxidative demethylation. The record is from RefSeq and is a predicted model, not a curated record. The transcript is spliced from 11 exons. Gene Ontology annotation, cellular component: nucleus. Gene Ontology annotation, molecular function: DNA binding; zinc ion binding; DNA 5-methylcytosine dioxygenase activity. Lineage: Eukaryota; Metazoa; Chordata; Actinopteri; Moronidae. Bases 40 to 6558 code for a protein of 2172 amino acids.
UGCUGGCUGCCAAAAAUCCUCCCCUUCACACCCUCAGCCAUGCCCGCUACUACCAAAUCCGCCAGGAGACAGACACCUGCUCAGAGGAAGAGCGUCCAGAAAGUGAUAAGCACCAAGAGGCAGACCUGCAACUCCAAUAAACCCAGAGGAAGAGCCACAGAGAGGCCCCAGAAAACACCUGCGGACAAAAGGUCAACAGCCAAGGCGCAGGCGCAGUCAGGCCGAAGCCCCCGUGGAAGAGGGGGUCAGGGUCCUGGCACAGUUAACCAUGGCCUGACUGUAACAGGAUCUGCAAGGCUUAAGCAGACGAGCAAUCUGCCUGACCGCUGUGGUGAAUUACAAGACCCCCUAGGGCGAAGGAAGUCCCUGCGGGGCACAGGGGUUACUGUUACUCCCUGCCAGCUUCCCAAACCUUGCAGAGGAGGGAGGGGGAGAGCAGGGAGAGGGGCAGCGUCACAGAAAAUAAACACAAGAAAACCGCCGCCGCCGAGCACCGGUGUCGACGAUUCGACUCCCGACGAGGAGGAUGAGAAACUGGACGCCUGUGAUGCCGAAGAAAUCCCUCCAGUUUCCCUGAAAACUGAUUUUGAAGUUCCCGUGAGCAUCGAAGAUCGGGGUCUAGGAGUCACCAACGCUAAACAGGGCAGCCCGCUUAAAGCAGAUUCACCGCCGUGCAACGACACACUGGAAGACUGUGUGCAGGGCAGCUGUGACGGCGCUAUAACCCAACGAGACGAGAAGACUGUCCGCCACAACAGCGAAGACGAGCCGGUGCGUGUGAUCGGGGCCUCGGUGUGCGAUGAUGUUGAUGGACAGCUGAAACUCUGCUGUGACAGAAGUGAAGACCCCUCCGAGGGCUCAGCAGGUGUGCAGGGUGGGAGCGAGGGAAACGACAGUUCAUCUGUCUUUGGAAAUAAGCUUGAUGAGCUCACCAGUAGUGGUGAGGAAGAUGACGUGCGUGCUGUCCGACAAGAGGAAGGUAACGCGUUGGACUCGAAAGAAAACAGGGCAGAUGAAAGAGCGAUAGUUGUCGCUGAGAUAAAAGAGGAGAUAGACGAUGAGAGAGGAGAGAGUUUGGAGGCAGAGAAAGCAGUUGAAGAGGAGAUGGAGGAGACUGCUGAGCAAGAAGAGGGAGGAAGAAUUGAAAAGGAGAAUGAUGCGUCCAUCAACCCUGCUGACUCCCACCGCAGCCCUCCAGCCCCUCCACCUCCAGAUGGACUGACAGCACAGUCAGACUCACCUGUAAGUGGGUCACCUGUCUCGGCAGCUACCUCAAAUCCCACCAAAGCCCCCUCCACCUCAGAGUCACGUGAGCUCGAGGUCCUGAGCCAGGGUAAGACAGACAUGCAACCUACUAUUCAUGGUGCUAAACCUCAACUCCCAGGGUGCUCGGCUGUUGCUGAAACUGCCCCGACGUUGCAUACUGUUCUAGUGAAAAGAAAUAGACCUGUUAUUAUCCGUAGUGACUCCCUUAAACAUAGGAUCUUGAGGGAUUCGAGCCAGGGGGAACCCCGCCACCUGCUGAGCCCAGAGAUCCCCUCUCCUCAGGGAGAAAGACACGCUUGCACACCAGCAGAGACUCAGACCAAAGAUAGUGAAUCCAAUCAAGAGCCAUUGGCGCGCUGCAGCCAGAGAGAGACUUCUUCGCUGUCAUUGUCGGUAAGUCCUCAGUUGAGCGUAGAUGUCGUUACAGCUGAGAGCGAAACAAACCUCAGUGAGGCCAGUGUUGUGGUCGCAGUGCCAGAGCCGGACUCAGUGCCAAAGAUCUUGACUCCAUCUCUGGACAGCAGCUCCACCUUCUCCUGUAGCUCAGAAAGCACUCGCUCCUCUUUUUCUUUUGACACUGAAUCCGAGGCAGGAUACGGAGAGGCCAGCCCCUCUAUUCUACCUGGAUCCUGGGGGCCGGAGGCGGCCUUCUUGACCUCCUGGACCGCUCGGAAACAACAGAAGAAAGAGAGGAAGAAGCGUAGCAGGUGUGGGACGUGCGAGCCGUGCCUGAGGAAGAUCAGCUGUGGCCAGUGCAGUUGCUGCCUCAACCGCAGGACUGGCCACCAGAUCUGUAAGCUGAGGAAGUGUGUGGAGCUGAGGAGAAGAGCUUCGUCUCCCCUCGCUGUCUCUGCUGCACAGGUGGUUCCAGAAAGUGGGUCGGUAAAUGGCAAAGGCAAGGCACAGAUGGAUGACACCCGCACGGCAGCAGAGGAGGAUGAGGGGGAGGAAGGCCACAUACCUCAUACACAAUCCCCCCCCAUCAACAACUUGCUCACCCACAACCUGGCCUCAGACCAAGCCGGAAGGCCAGCACUUGUUAAAAGAGAGCCCGGGCUGGAGCUGACCAGCAUUGCACUUCACCAACAUGUAUGCUCUUCUGGGACUUUUCAGAAUGGUUCUGCUGAGAACCUGACAAAACCUAAUGGUGCUAAUAUGACCACUGGGUCACACUCUGAUCUGAAGUCUGCAUAUAAAAGGACUACGAUUGCAUCAGAGCCUCAAAGGACUAUAAUAGCUGCAAUCCCUGAGGACUGCUCUCUGAAUGGGCCCAAGACUCCUCCAGAUGACAUGUCAGUUCCGCUAAAGAAGAUCAAACUGGAGGAGCCAUGGAUGUGGAUAACUGAACAAGCCACCACACAGCUGAGUGAUGAAGAUGAGGUCUGCGAAGACCCACUGUCCACGCUGGCGGCCGUGGUAUGUCUUUCUGUCACAGAGAGGAAAGGACUGGAGGAGAAACUUUUCAGCUCACGUUCUUCCAUUCUUUGUUCCAUCAAAACAGAACCACCAGAUUUACUCUUCGUCAAGAAAGAGCCUGAAGACUUGAAGAAUGACUUGUGUCAGAAAAGCACUCCUGUUAGCCUGCAAAGGACUCCCCAGUCUAUCAAAAGUGAAACUCCUCCAAGUGUCUUGCUACCAAGCGUGCAGUCUUUGGCAGAGAAGAGAAAUCUCAGUUUUGAUCAGGCUAUUGCUAUUGAGGCUUUGACUCAACUGGCAGCUAUACCUCAAAACACCACAGGGUCCAUUAAAGCUGAAAGUAGGUGUGAACAUCCCAUUUCUACUGCUGCCCCAUUUUCAACCUCCAAUACAAAUACAACCCUGCAAGAAGCCAAACCCACAGCAAGUAUUCCCUACAACAAAGUCUCGGUCAUCAGCUCACCACUACACCAGACGUCAGUCAUACGCCCUCCUGUGGCCAGACAAGGGAAUGUCAUCCAGUGUUCCCAGGGGUCGAGCUACAACACAAAGCUGUCUCUGCAGGACCUCUUAGAGGCCAGUUCAGAUCGUGAUAAAGCACCCUGCAGGAGGGCAGAGAAGGGCUUUGGUUCUCAUGUCACCAAGUCAGAAUGCAGCUAUCAAAAUCCCAGUGACAUGAAGUUCAGUAAAGAUCACGAGCAGUUGUUUGGGGAAGACAAAGACAUGGUUGUCGGUAAAGCGAGGAGAAACAGAGAUGAGGAGGAGGUGGCAGCUCAGCUGGCAGACCUGGCCUUCAUCAUCCAGUCCAGACACAACCAGCAGUCAGAGAACAACCCUCCAAAAGGAACACCUGUGUCAGCCAUCAUGUACAACUACAACUCCCAGCUACCCCCCAGUCAGAAAAAGCCCCUCAUAAAAAAAGCAAAAGCUACACCUUCCAAGCCCAGGAAGAAGAAGAGUGAUGGACCUGAGGGAAUCAACUGCAGGACCCCCCUCUCAAAACGUUUGCCAAAUGGAGAGACACACCACAGGAGCAGAGGCAAGAAGUCUCUCCCACAAGGGAAAUCAGGCUUUCACCACAAGAGGAACCUGUUUCUGCCUCAGGCUCAAAUUGACCUGAAGAGAUACUUGGCUGAGGCUCAGGAGGAAAGGAGGCAACUCAUUCAUCACAGUAAUGCACAGAAUACAGCCCUCUUAGGGCCGCAGACUCAGAAUUAUAGCACUCUCACAAGGAUCAACCACAUUCGGGGUCAAGAAAACCAGCUAUGGUCUCUUUCAAAUGGUCCACUCCACCAACACAAUCCAUGCAAUGGACAUGCUGCAGGACCAGGGCAGGAGUGUGAAAGGCAUUUGAUAUCUCAGGUAGCACAGCCCUGUGGUGGGCUGCAGCACAGUGCUGAUCCUAACGCCAGCCCAGCCAAUACCGCUUUCCUCAGCCACACCACUGGGCACUAUGGUCUAGCUAAUGGCUUCUCAGGAGCUCGGCAGUCCCCUCCUCCAAGCCAGCAGGGCUACUACAAGCUGGAGAGGUCAGGACCUGUCACUGUCCUGUCCACGGCUACUGAUGGGGAUCUGGGCCACUCUGCAGAGUCAACUCCAUCCAAGAACAGCAUCAACAGCUUUCUGGAGUCUCCUAUAAGUUUUCUGGAUACCCCUACCAAGAACUUGCUCAAUACUCCUUCCAAAAAACUGGCUGAUCUUCCAUCCUGUCAAUGCAUGGACCAAAUCAUUGAAAAGGAGGAAGGUCCUUACUAUACUCACCUUGGGGCAGGACCUAGUGUUGCUGCAGUGAGAGAGUUAAUGGAGAACAGGUAUGGUACCAAAGGAAAUGCAGUAAGAGUGGAAGUUGUUGUUUACACUGGGAAGGAAGGAAAGAGCUCCCAAGGGUGUCCAAUAGCUAAAUGGGUGAUUCGGCGUGACAGUGAAGAGGAGAAGCUGCUGUGUUUGGUCCGCCAGAGACCAGGGCACUACUGUGACGCUGCCGUAUUGGUGAUUCUUAUUCUGGCAUGGGAGGGAAUCCCUCGGCCUGUGGCGGAUAAUCUCUACCAGGAACUCACGCAGUCCCUCUUUAAAUACGGCUCCCCCACCAGCCGUCGCUGUGCCCUCAAUGAAGAUCGUACGUGUGCAUGCCAAGGCUUGGACCCGGACACCUGCGGAGCUUCAUUUUCCUUUGGCUGCUCCUGGAGUAUGUACUUCAAUGGCUGUAAGUUUGCCCGCAGCAAAGUGCCCCGCAAGUUUCGCCUGCUUGGAGACUACCGGGAGGAGGAGGAGAAGAUCGAGAGCAACCUUCAGAACCUCGCCACUGACCUUGCACCACUCUAUAAAAGACUGGCUCCUGAGGCCUUCCAAAACCAGGUGGAAAAUGAGGAGGCAGGGAGUAACUGCCGGCUGGGCAGGAGGGAGGGACGUCCUUUUUCUGGGGUCACAGCCUGUGUGGAUUUCUGUGCCCAUGCUCACAAGGAUACUCACAACAUGAAUAAUGGCAGCACUGUGGUUUGCACUUUAACCAAGGAAGAUAACCGUGCAGUGCGCAACAUACCAGAGGAUGAGCAGCUCCAUGUUCUGCCACUUUACAGGAUCUCUGACAGGGAUGAGUUUGGUCAGGUUGAGGGCCAGUGGGCCAAGAUCCGAAGUGGUGCUCUGCAAGUUCUGUCCUCCUUUCCCCGAGAGGUGCGUCUACUGGCUGAGCCAGUAAAAUCCGCCCGUAAGAUAAGGCAAGAGGCUCGUCUGAAGGCUCAAGCAGAGAAACAGGAAAAGAAGCUCGGGCUGACUCUCACUCCUGGGAAAGUAAAAAGUGAAACCCCCAACAAAGAGCCUCAGGGCUACUACAGCUCACAGAGACUACCACCCAGGCCAGCCAGCGUUGGAAAGUACCUACCGGACAGGAAUCAACCCAGCACUUACAGCCAGAGCACCAGCAGCUACCCCACUCUGGGUGCAGGGGUCACCCCACAAAAGGAGGUCAUCUCCCCCAACCAUCAUGGCCUGCCUGGCCUCCACUUUGGACAGAAUGGCUCAGCUCUUAAUUAUAAGACAAUGAGUGACGCCAUGAAUGGUUAUUCUCCAGCAUCUGGUGACCAGAGUGUUACUUCAGAACGUAUACCUCCACAUAAUGCUCUUAGUGACUACCCCCCUGCUUUUAAAACUGAGCCCAACGAGGUGCACUGCUCUCCCCUGCGCAGACCCUCCCCCAGUGGGAGUGCUCCUCCUCCCUCCUCCUUCUCCCCCAGACCUACCUCUGAGGGCCUCUUCAGCAGGCUCAAUGGACUCCACAGGGCUGCAGGAGAUGUCAUGGCAGAGGUCAGGGGUCAUGGCCUCCCUCCACUCUCAUCUCUCCACCUCCCCCCACAAACUCCCCCAUUUGAACCAGAGGAAGUUAAGCAGGAAGAGGUGUGGUCAGACAGCGAGCACAACUUCCUGGACCACAAUAUAGGCGGAGUCGCAGUGGCACCGUCACACGGCUCCAUCCUGAUCGAGUGUGCACGGCGGGAGCUCCACGCCACCACCCCUAUCCUCAGGCCAAACCGAAGCCACCCCACCCGCAUCUCCUUGGUCUUCUACCAGCACAAGUCUCUAAAUGAACCAGGUCACGGGAUGGCUAUGUGGGACGCCAAAAUGGCCAAGCGAGAACGGGAACGGGAGGAGGAGGCGGAGAGAUUAAGGAUGGAGGACAGCCUGAACAACUGCAUGGGGUUGAACGGCAAAGGAGCAGGAGGUGUGGAGCGAGAGGAGGGAGCAGGGGAGGAGGAAGAGGAGGCAAGGAGGAUCAUGAAUGUUCCCACACGUCAUGCAUGGACUCUCCCGAGGGAUGGUGUCGUCACCGUGUCCCCUUAUGCUCUUACCCAAGUGACGGGUCCCUACAAUCGCUGGACAUAGUCAACAUGUUUUACACACACACACAC